AUGGUCAGGACAGGGGCGCGGAGGAGGAGGAGGAGGAGGAGGAGGCGCCGCGUGCCCUGGCGCCGGGCGGCCGCUGCCGUGGCGCACACCUGUCUCUUCGAGUAGGUUACCAUCCGCGACGCAGGCGUUGGUAAAUCAUGUUUAUUGCUACAGUUUACAGACAAGGGGUUUCAGCCAGUGCGUGACCUUACUAUUGGUGUAGGGUUCGGUGCUCGAAUGAAAACUAUUGAUGGGAAACAGAUAAAACUUCAGAUUUGGGAUACAGCAGGUCAGGAGUCCUUUCGUGCCAUCACAAGGUCGUAUUACAGAGGUGCAGCAGGGGCUUUACUAGUGUAUGAUAUUACAAGGAGAGACACAUUCAACCACUUGACAACCUGGUUAGAAUAUGCCCGCCAGCAUUCCAAUUCCAGCAUGGUCAUUAUGCUCAUUGGAAAGAAAAGUGAUUUAGAAUUUAGAAGAGAAGGAAAAAAAGAAGAAGGUGAAGCUUUUGCACGAAAACAUGGACUUAUCCUCAUGGAAACUUCUGCUAAGACUGCUUCUAAUGUAGAAGAGGCAUUUAUUAAUACAGCAAAAGAAAUUUAUGGAAAAAUCCAAGAAGGAGUCUUUGACAUUAAUAAUGAGGCAAAUGGCAUUAAAAUUGGCCCUCAGCCUGCUGCUACUAACGCGAGGCACGCAGGCAGUCAGGGAGGACGGCAGGCCGGGGGAGGCUGCGGCUGGGUGUGUUUUUACUGUCUCGCUGCCCAGAAGGGGCUGCUCACCUCUUCUUUCACCCUCUCCUCCUGCUCAGCUGAGACGUGA
Messenger RNA from Physeter macrocephalus (sperm whale), 798 nucleotides. RefSeq names its product ras-related protein Rab-2A-like. Gene Ontology annotation, molecular function: GTP binding; GTPase activity. Lineage: Eukaryota; Metazoa; Chordata; Mammalia; Artiodactyla; Physeteridae. Gene Ontology annotation, cellular component: Golgi apparatus. The transcript is spliced from 2 exons. Gene Ontology annotation, biological process: vesicle-mediated transport. The record is from RefSeq and is a predicted model, not a curated record.